GUAAAGUGGCUGUUCCACUGGAUGUCUUAAGGUGAACGCACCAAUUUGUAAGUCGCUCUGGAUAAGAGCGUCUGCUAAAUGACUUAAAUGUAAAUGUAAAUGUAAAAUAGUAAAAAUAAAGAAAAACUCUUGAAUGAGAAGGUGUCCAAACUUUUGACUGGUACUGUAGAUUGGUACCCACUCUCUCCAGCGUAGGCCAUCGCCACCCAUGUACCCCUCAUUGGCUGUGGUGAACGUUUGGCGUGAGUGUCACUGUUUACCACUCCGCCUCUCCACGGAAUACCUGGUGGCCUCUGAACAAUAGAGACAGAGAAUGUUGGUGUGUGUCAGCGUGCGUGUGACCGAGAAAGGGAGGGUGUACUAGGUAGACCGGUGACUCACUAAUACCGACACUCCUUAAUCCAUGUAGUUUGGCCGUAUUUAGAGGUUGAUGAGGAAGGAUAGGUGUUGCCAUAACAGACUGAUAGAGGUGAGGAGGGUUACACAGGAGAGACAAGCCGGUUCAGAGCGACUGGGUUCAUCUGAGAGAAGGAAGGAGAAGACACACAGGGAUACAGACAGAACCCAGCAACCCGUUCCAACAAACUCCUACCUGGCUAUGACUGACGUCCUCCCCGGCAGCCAUGCCAGAACUCCAGAGCCAGAGCUCCGCCUGGUCCUCCUAGGGACCAUCGGCUGUGGCAAGACCCUGUCAGGAGACACCCUCCUGGGCCAGUCCUCCUCCGGCUCUCCUUCCUCCUCUGGUUCUUCCCCCAGGCUUUGCCAGGUGAGGCCUGGGGCCUCCGAGGGCCGGAGGUUGACUGUGGUGGAGGCCCCUCGCUGGUACUGGAGCGGGGGCCACAUGGAGGCUGGGGUGAGGAAGGAGACAGAGAGGGUACUUGAGCUGGCUGCCCCGGGGCCACACGCCUUCCUGCUGCUGGUUCCUGUCGGCCAGUUCACCGAGGUGGAGCACAGAGUGCCCGCUGAGCUGGAGGAGGUGUUUGGGGAGGGGGUGUUGAAACACACCCUGGUGCUGUUCACCUGUGGAGACUACCUGAUGGGCCAGGGGGCGGGGCAGUACCUGGAGGGAGAGGACCCUGGGCUCAGGGAGGUGAUUGACAGGUGUGGGGGCCAAUACCACGUCCUCAACAACCGCCGACCGCAGGACAGGGAGCAGGUCAGGGAGCUGCUGGAGAAGGUGGAGAACAUGGUACAAAAGAACAGAGGAUGCUACAUACGACAAAACACCCUGCAGAGAGAGAUGGAAGAACAAGCGAGGGGGAGAGAGAGAGAACUGAAGGAGAAGGUGGAAGAACAAGCGAGGGGGAGAGAGAGGGAACUGAAGGAGAAGGUGGAAGAACAAGCGAGGGGGAGAGAGAGGGAACUGAAGGAGAAGGUGGAAGAACAAGCGAGGGGGAGAGAGAGAGAACUGAAAGAGAAGGUGGAAGAACAAGCGAGGGCGAGAGAGAGAGAACUGAAAGAGAAGGUGGAAGAACAAGUGAGGGAGAGAGAGAGGGAACUGAAGAGGUACAAAGUGGAGGAGAAAGAGACUGUGCUGGAAUCUAGACACGUCACAAACACAGAGACACGCAGAUAUUGUGGAAGCCAGAAAAGAGAGGUUACACCUAACUCUGCUAUAGAGAGGAGAAGAGAGGAAGAGAGGGAAGAGAUCAAGAGAGGGGAAGAGAGUGAGGAGAUGGAAAACUGGAAGGAAGAGAGGGAUGAGAUAAUGAAGAGCAGGAAAGAGAAGGAAGAGAUGGAGAGAAAAAUAGAGGAAGAGUGGGAGAAGAGAAGAAAAGAUGAGAUGGAGAAGAGAAGGAAGAGAAGGGGGAGAGAGAGGGAACUGAAGGAGAAGGUGGAAGAACAAGCGAGGGAGAGAGAGAGAGAACUGAAGGAGAAGGUGGAAGAACAAGCGAGGGGGAGAGAGAGGGAACUGAAGGGGAAGGUGGAAGAACAAGCAAGGGGGAGAGAGAGGGAACUGAAGGAGAAGGUGGAAGAACAAGUGAGGGGGAGAGAGAGGGAACUGAAGGAGAAGGUGGAAGAACAAGCGAAGGGGGGGAGAGAGAGGGAACUGAAGGAGAAGGUGGAAGAACAAGCGAGGGGGAGAGAGAGGGAACUGAAGGAGAAGGUGGAAGAACAAGCGAGGGGGAGAGAGAGGGAACUGAAGGAGAAGGUGGAAGAACAAGCGAGGGGGAGAGAGAGGGAAUUGAAGGAGAAGGUGGAAGAACAAGUGAUGGGGAGAGAGAGGGAACUGAAGGAGAAGGUGGAAGAACAAGCGAGGGAGAGAGAGAGAGAACUGAAGGAGAAGGUGGAAGAACAAGCGAGGGGGAGAGAGAGGGAACUGGAAUCUAGACACGUCACCAACACAGAGACACGCAGAUAUUGGGGAAACAGGAAAAGAGAGGUUACACCUAACUCUGCUGUAGAGAGGACAAGAGAGGACGAGAGGGAAGAGAUCAAGAGGAGAAGGGAAGAGAUGGAGAGGAAAAGAGAAGAAGAGAUUGAGAGGAGAAGAAGGGAAGAGGGGGAAGAUAUGGAAGAGAAAGUGACUGUGAAACCCUUGGUUAACUGUCUUCAAUCAACACCAGCACAACAGCAGCAGCCAAAAAAGCCCCAGAAUGGUGGUCCAGCACUGUUCACAAGGAUCCCUAGUUUCCAUCUGACUGAAGAGGGCGCUAUACUCUCACAGCUGUCCGAAAUCGACGCAAAACCAGCCCAGAAAGUUGUUAAUACCUUCUGCCACAGAAUCAACAGCAUUGGAGAGAAGACAACCACCUCCUCCUCCUCCUACACCUCCUCCUCCUCCUCCCAGUCAGAGUUGCGUGUGGUUCUGCUGGGUAGGUCAGGGUCAGGGAAGAGUGCAGCAGGUAAUAUCAUACUGGGGCGGGAGGAGUUUGUGUCUCGACCAGACAUUACCACAGCCGUCACUCAGGACUGUCAGAAGAGCAGGGCCCUCGUUGCCGGGAGACGGGUGGCAGUGGUGGACACUCCAGACUGGUUCCGCUCCGAGCACCCUCCCGAUGUGGUCCGUUCCCAGCUGUCGUCCUGUGUGGCCCUCUCGGCCCCUGGCCCCCACGCCUUCAUCCUCUGUGUCCCCGUAGACCAACCAGCCCAGGCAGAGCUACAGGCUCUAGGGGCCCUAGAGAAAGUCUUUGGUCCCGGGGCGGUCCGGACCCACACCCUGGUCCUCUUCACUCACUCUGAUAGGUUGAAAGAGAGCGGGAAAGUGGGAGUGGAAGGAGUGGAGAAGUAUAUCUCCAGCCAGAGGAGAGAUUUGUUAGAGUUGGUUAAACGAUGUGGGGAUCGGUAUCAUGUGAUGGAGAGAGGGAGCGGAGGAGAAGAGGAGGAGGAGAGGAAGAGGAGGAGUGUGGGGGAGUUAUUGGAGAAGGUGGAGCAGACGGUGAGAGAGGGAGGAGGAGAGUGUUUCUCCUGUCCGCUCUUCCAGGAGGCGGAGGAUAGGGUGAGACAGAGACAGGAGGAGAUAGUGAGGGAGAGGAGGGGAAGAGGAGAGGAGGUGAAGAGACAAGCGCUUCAUUCCUACUCUAUGCAGCCCUUGAGAGAGACAGAGGAAGAUGAGGAGGAGAACGAGAGAACAAGAGAGGAGGCGGAGAAGAGUGUGAGCGCCCUGGAAUUGGAAAAUCUUCCCUCGCUCUCGUUCUCUUCUGCAUGGUAUUCGUCGCUCCUUCGUUCGGUGUGGGAGAAGGUGGGGGCGGGAGCGAAUAAGGUCCCCAAGCUGACGGCUGGAGGUGCGCUGCUGGGUGGGGUGGUGGGCGUGUUCUUUGGAGGGCCCAUAGGGGGAGCUAUAGGGGCCACUGCUGGAUCUGUGGUCAUUGAGGUGGGGAGAAGGAGGUUUAGCCAGACAAAGAACUCAGCAGAAGAGACAGAUGCCACAGGGAGAAUAGAAGGAGAAAUCUUGGACAAGGUGUUAAAAACCGAGUGAGAGAGUCAGAUCCACACACGUUGAUAUGGAUGUACAGUACAGCAUGUUAUGAGAGAUUAUUUGAUAGGUUUCUACCUAUGAUAUAUAUCCACCUGUGACCGCGCAGACGUUGUAUAUAUCUGUGAUUAUAAACUGGGUUGGUCGAGCCCUGAAUGAUGAUUGGCUGACAGCCGUGGUAUAUCAGACAGUAUACCACGGGUAUGACAAACAUUUAUUUUUACUGCUCUAAUUACAUUGGUAACCAGUUGAUAAUAGCAAUAAGGCACCUCGGGGGUUUGUAAUAUAUGGCCAAUAUACCAUGGCUAUAUACCACAUUGCGUCGUGCCUAAGAACAGCCCUUAGCCGUGGUAUAUUUUCCAUAUACCACACCCCCUCGGGCCUUAUUUCUUAAACAUAAUGUUGGUAAUAUUGUAUAUCUGUGAACAUAAUGUUGGUAACAUUGUACAACAUAUACUGAUGUUUAAGUUGUUUUGCGGCAAAUACCGGUUCUCAUUGACUACUUCAAUGUUCUGUUGUAUUUCUUUUCCAGCUAUUACAAUUAUGACUUGUUAAAUAA
This is a messenger RNA of Oncorhynchus nerka (sockeye salmon), 4475 nucleotides long. Its product is annotated as zinc finger CCCH domain-containing protein 13. The transcript is spliced from 7 exons. The record is from RefSeq and is a predicted model, not a curated record. NCBI's taxonomy places the organism in Eukaryota, Metazoa, Chordata, Actinopteri, Salmoniformes, Salmonidae. Bases 431 to 3919 code for a protein of 1162 amino acids. Gene Ontology annotation, molecular function: GTP binding.